AUGCCAGUUCUGACACGCCUUAUCGAUGACAUAGAAAGUGAAGAGUCCGAGAAAAAGCAGUUGAUAGAGCGAUUUCAGAGAAUUGUCGGUGCUAUCGUUCUUCUCGCCGCUCCGCUUCCCAUCCAGUCGCUUUCAAGACUUCUGAUUGUCGAGACACAGCUGCUUCGCACACAUCUAGACUCAUUUCGAUUUGUUCUCAGCGUUCCCAUAGCUAACGAGUCGGACAGACCAGUCAGGAUUCUCCAUCUGUCCUUCCGAGACUUUUUAGUCUCGUCCUCAGAUGAAAACUUCCGGGUGCCUGCGAAGACCAAGAACAGUGAGAUUGCGAAACUUUGCUUCAAUAUGAUGAAACUUCAUUUGAAAAAGAACGUUUGCAGUUUGAAAAGUCCUGCAGCCAAGAGAGCGAAUAUUGAUCCGCAACCUAUUCGUUAUCUGUUUCCUGCAGAGCUAAGCUAUGCCUGCCGCUACUGGGGCACCCAUUUUGAGGGUGGGAUAAUUUCUGAGAGUGAGGCAGCGGAACUUUUGUUGUUUCUGAAAGAGUAUUUCUUGUAUUGGGUCGAAGCGAUGAGUCUGCUGGGGAUUGCGAUGGAGACAGUGGGGGCCCAGAACUCCCUGGAGCUUUCGGCCUUCCUACAUGAUGCCAGCCGAUUCGUUCUCAGAGUUCGCAAUGUGAUCGACAAAACACCUCUUCAACUCUACUGUUCGGCUUUGAUAUUUUUUAUCCCAGGGGGUAGCUUCGAUGCUGAAACUCGAAAUCUUUCUCAAGUUCAAGAAGCAUAUCGCUUUGCUCUUCACUCUAAGACAGGGAUCGAAAAGUAUCCACUUCAAGUGUAUAACUCUGCACUGGUGUUUAGCCCCACCAGUAGUAUAACUAAGAUCCAAUUCGAAAAAGAGGGACCGGUCUGGUUAACUGCAAAAUCAGCCAUGGAGGAGAAUUGGAAUGCAUGUUUGCAGACCCUCGAGGGUCAUAGGGACUCGGUCAGUUCGGUCGUUUUCUCCCAUGACUCUAAGCUCCUCGCGUCUGCUUCAGACGAUACAACCGUCAAGGUGUGA
Messenger RNA from Penicillium odoratum, 1053 nucleotides. Its product is annotated as WD40 repeat domain-containing protein. The coding region runs from base 1 to 1053 and encodes 350 amino acids. The record is from RefSeq and is a predicted model, not a curated record. The transcript is spliced from 3 exons. NCBI's taxonomy places the organism in Eukaryota, Fungi, Ascomycota, Eurotiomycetes, Eurotiales, Aspergillaceae. Gene Ontology annotation, molecular function: protein binding.